AUGCAAAUGUCGUCCUCGGAAGAAUUGUUCCGGAGUUUUUUCCGCAUAUUUUCGGAGCAUCUGAAAAAGAACCGCUUGAUAAGUGAGUUUAUCAGUCAGAGACAGGUAUUGAUUAAUUCUUCGAAAAACUGGGUUAGUACACUGGUGAAUACAAAUGCUGCGAUCAAAGAAAUGGCUGGCCUGAUGGAUCAAGUAAACAAAUUUUAUCAGGAUCAUCCUGUUGCUUCUGGGCAGCCAAUGUCUGUGCAGGAGGUUGCGCUUGGUUUCAUUGAUGUGGCCAAUGAGGCAAUGUGCCGUGCAAUACGGUCCAUCACGCAGGGAAGAGGACACGACACAUCGAAACACACACUGGCUUGUUUUGGUGGAGCUGGUGGGCAGCAUGCAUGCGCUAUUGCUAAAAAAUUAGGUGUAUUU
Molecule: messenger RNA, 414 nt
Organism: Gongylonema pulchrum
Lineage: Eukaryota; Metazoa; Nematoda; Chromadorea; Rhabditida; Gongylonematidae
Source: the annotation of a GenBank genome assembly